Messenger RNA from Girardinichthys multiradiatus, 3016 nucleotides. It is a transcript of the gene cass4, whose product is annotated as Cas scaffold protein family member 4. Gene Ontology annotation, molecular function: protein binding. Gene Ontology annotation, cellular component: cytoplasm; plasma membrane. Lineage: Eukaryota; Metazoa; Chordata; Actinopteri; Cyprinodontiformes; Goodeidae. Gene Ontology annotation, biological process: cell surface receptor protein tyrosine kinase signaling pathway; cell migration. The transcript is spliced from 7 exons. The record is from RefSeq and is a predicted model, not a curated record. The coding region runs from base 154 to 2532 and encodes 792 amino acids.
GCUGGGCUUUCAGUGACAGCUCAGACAAUAUGCUUGAGACGCAGCGGAGGAAUAAACCCAGGCUCUUCACACACUCUCCUGCUUGAGAUGGUGGAGUGAAGAAACACUCUGUGGACAGACUUUCUACCUCUGUUUGAACACAGCUUCAGAACCAUGAGCAAAUUUGCUAAAGCUCUGUACGACAACACCGCAGAGUGUGGCGACGAACUGGCCUUCAGAAAGGGUGACAUCGUCACAGUGAUGGAACAAAAUGUGUCCGACACCAGUGGAUGGUGGAAGUGUUCCCUGUAUGGCCGGCAAGGACUAGCCCCUGCAAAUCGACUAGAGCUCCUGGCGCAGACAGUGGCUGCAGCAGGAGACAUAAGGCAUGAUGCAGAAAAACCCACAUUAAAUAAUGCUAAAAGUGAUGUCAAAGUACAAAAUAUCUACCAGAUCCCAAGCACACCCAGACCCAUCAGCAGCCCCACCUACGAACGCAUGGAGAUGGGCUACCAGGUUCGAAUCCUGUCAACACUGAGGCAGAACACAGACCGACCUGACCUAAACAUGCCUUCAUUCUCCAGCACUGCAUGCAGUCCAAAAGUGGAAGUUUAUGAUGUCCCAUGCCAAGCAAGACGAGCUACUCUUUUUGUUGAAUCAUCACCUCCGAGCCAAAUACCAAAAUCUCUUGCUUCAGUUUCAGAGCCAGAGAACACAUCUGACAUUCCACAGCAAUUAAGGUCCAACAAUCAAAGAGACUCUUACGUUUAUGCAGUUCCACCACCUCUGGCUCAGGACCCAAACUAUGACACCCCUGUUCCCUCAGGCUCAGAAUACCAACAUAAAAUCACCAGUGGAUGCAGCAGUCUUCCUAAUCCCAGCAAGCAGGAAUGGAUUUAUGAUGUACCAGUAGGUUCCGAGAAGCAAAGUAUUACCCAAGGCAACUAUGACACCUUGCCAUCCAGAGCAUGGUCAGAGCACAUCUACGACACUAUUCCUGUUCAAAGAAAAACAUCAGAUUUUUUGAUUUAUGAUUCACCAAAACCCUGCACUCCUGGCAUGCCAAGUCCUCCCAAUUUAUUCCCUCGCACCCAACUUUCAAACAAACCCACAACUACACAGCCAACAGAGGAGUUACUAUAUGCCGUUCCACCCAAAGAACACCCCCUCAACCAGGUGACCAGUGAUCCUCUGGGAGAUCAUAAACCCCUUGAGAGAAGAGGUGAUCCAAACAAUACUUUAGAACUUAAAAAGGUGCGCCUGCAGCGGAUGAGGAAUUUUUUGGCUUGUACAUCUUUCAAUGACCUUUUGGGAGGUGGGAAUACACUGGUGCUGGAGGAUAAGCAAUACAGACCAAGUCUCUCUGCAGGUGUUAAUCAAAGAAUCAGCACAGCCUCCAGCUCUUCCUCCAGCUCCUGUGACUCUCUGCCCUUAAGCUCAUCUUCCCCUGAGCCUCUUCGAGAAGUGACAGUCUGUCAGGAAGAAGCUUGCCGGAAACUCCUUGAGCUUCAGGAAUGUGUUUGUAGGGCUGUGCCUCAGCUCAUGAACUUUGUAAGCAGCAACUGGAGGUGUAAAAACCAUUUGGAGAAACACCUGAAAGAAAUCAAGGAAGCAACAGAGGCAGUUGUUUCUACUGUGACAUGCUUUCUAAACUUUGCUCUUGACAUUAAGGGUAAUGCCUGUCGUUUAACUGAUACUAAUCUGCAGACCAGGCUUCAUAAACAGCUGUCCAUAGUAGAGGAUUCUGGUGUGAUCCUACAGCAAACAGCAAGCUUUCUAAACACGGCGGGCUGGGCCCUCGACACACUCUGUCAGGACCCAAGCCAGAUGCAGAACCCUGACCAACUUGAACGUUUUGUGAUGGUGGCGCGCACUGUACCAGAUGAUGUCAAGCGCCUGGUGUCCAUCAUCUAUGGAAACAGUAAGCUUCUUUUUAAAGCUACUCAAAAAGAUCGAGAACCUGUAAGCAGAAAAAGUCCACCACAGACCAAGAAACAUCCUGAUAAAACGGAGCUAGGACAAGAUUCAGAAGAGGAUGACAAUGACUACGUAGAGCUAGAGAGAAAGAUUGAGGAAAGGUUGCCAGAGGAAGUGCAAAAAGGGCCAGAAGAAAACAUCUCACCAUGCUCUAAAAGUGGUGAGAAUAAGCACAACUCGUCUGACUCCAGCAGUAGCACAGAAAAACAUCAGCCACCUUCCCUGUCAGAGCACUGUCGGCUUUAUUUUGGAGCUCUUCAAAAAGCUAUUGGGGGAUUUGUGGAAAGCCUUCAAAAUAACCAGCCACCAGAGAAAUUCAUCUCACACAGUAAGCUGGUCAUCAUGGUAGGCCAGAGACUGGUGGACACUCUUUGCAGGGAGGCCCAACGUCGGGGGUCCUGCCAAAGUCUCCUGUGUAAGAGUGGCCACCUGUGUGCUCUCCUCAAGCAACUGGCCGUGGCCACCAAGAAGGCGGCUGUGCACUACCCAGACAAGCAGGCUCUUCUUGAAGUCCAAGAGUUUGCAAAGGAACUAUCCCAAAGAGCACAGCAUUUCCGGGUAUCACUCGCCCUCUGAGAGUGUAUGCAUCAAACUUAUUUGAUCAUAGAGCAAAGGCAGAUGUAUCAUCCAUCAGCUGUUAGCUUUUUCUUUGUUUAAUUGUUUUAAUUUUUAUGACAUCUGAGCCACAACUUUUGAUAAAUGUGUUAAUAACAAAUACAGUUGUUUAAAAUGGUAAACACGGAUGAGUAGCCGAGUUUCCUUUGUAAAGAACAUGGACGACUUAAUUGCACAUUUAAAACACAGUAAUGUUAGUAACUUUCGAACAGAAUUUUCUGGAUAGGGUUAAAAUGAGUUUUUUCUAUAUUCACCGCAACAUUUCUGUGUACUGUAGUGUGUCAUGUUAGGUUAUCAUUUAAAUUUUUAGUUAAAGAGAACUAUUUCUCCAAGGUAAAUACUCUGUCAUUUGUAAAUAUAUUGUAAAUUUUGUUUAUAAAAUGUCCUCAGUAUUUUCAAAGAUUAAUGUCAAAAAUAGUGUCAUUAAAAAUUUAAAACUUGAAAA